Chanos chanos (milkfish) is the source of this 1179-nucleotide messenger RNA. RefSeq names its product prolyl 4-hydroxylase subunit alpha-1-like. The transcript is spliced from 12 exons. Gene Ontology annotation, biological process: peptidyl-proline hydroxylation to 4-hydroxy-L-proline. Gene Ontology annotation, molecular function: iron ion binding; protein binding; L-ascorbic acid binding. NCBI's taxonomy places the organism in Eukaryota, Metazoa, Chordata, Actinopteri, Gonorynchiformes, Chanidae. The record is from RefSeq and is a predicted model, not a curated record. Gene Ontology annotation, cellular component: endoplasmic reticulum. The coding region runs from base 1 to 1179 and encodes 392 amino acids.
AUGCCGUCUCACCGGGAGGAUUUAGAUGGAGCUGCAUUAGGAAUCAUCAGAGUACAGGAGAUAUAUGGUCUUUAUCCAGAGACUCUCACUGGAGGCAAUCUGACCGGAAUACCAGCACCCUUAGGCCCAGACGAAGCCUUUCACAUAGCACAAGUGGCAUAUCAACACAGAAGGUUCCAGCUUGCCUUUCUCUGGGCAUCAGAGAGCCUCACACAAGUGAAGAAAGGUGUAGAAGCUGACGUCACAGAAACUGCGUUGCUUGAGUAUCUGGCCUCCUCAUCCUUGCAUUUUGGGGAUUUUAAUGAAGCAUUCUUUUCCUACCAGCAGUUACUGCAGCAUGAUCCGAUGAAUGCAACAGUCAGAGAACAACUCUCAGAGUGUGAAAUUAAGCUCCUUUCUGAGACGUCCUCGGACAUAACCAGUCUUGAGAAGUCGUCAGAUCCCUACAUGGCUCUUUGCAGAGGAGAGGGAAUCAGAAUGACUCCCCAAAGACAGAGGGCGCUGUUCUGCAGAUACAGCACUGGUGGAGGGAACCCUAGACUGAUGUAUGCCCCAGUGAAGGAGGAAGAUGAGUGGGACAAUCCACCAAUCAAAAGAUAUCAUGACAUCAUAUCUGAGAAAGAAAUGGAGAUCCUGAGAUCACUAUCCCGACCAAAGCUGUCAAGGAACAAGGUUUCAAAUCGAGGAGGAGGCAGAAUAUCAAAUGUCCGUGUGUCUCAGGGUGCAUGGCUUCAUGAUCAUGAGGAUCCUGUGGUUGCUAGAGUUAGUCAAAGGAUUGCAAACAUCACUGGUUUGCAUUUGAAAAAUGUCGAAACUUUUCAGGUUGCAAAUUAUGGACUUGGAGGACAAUAUAAACCUCAUUUUGACGCCCUAGUAAGAUUUCCUGUGCCGGGAAGUUUUGAUGAAAAGGCUGGAAACAGAAUUGCUACCGUCUUAAUUUAUCUGAGUGAUGUGCAGUAUGGCGGGGCUACAGUCUUUCCUGUCGCUGGGGUAGCAGUGCAACCUCAGAAGGGCUCAGCUGUGUUUUGGUACAAUCUCCUGAGGAACGGGCAGAGGGAUAAUAACACACGGCAUGCAGGAUGUCCAGUCCUCAUUGGCAGCAAAUGGAUCGCCAACAAAUGGAUUCGUGAGAGAGGACAGGAGUUCAGGAGACGCUGCUCCUUAUCUGAGUCUGAGUAG